This is a messenger RNA of Bacillus rossius redtenbacheri, 10850 nucleotides long. RefSeq names its product potassium voltage-gated channel protein Shaw-like. The record is from RefSeq and is a predicted model, not a curated record. NCBI's taxonomy places the organism in Eukaryota, Metazoa, Arthropoda, Insecta, Phasmatodea, Bacillidae. Gene Ontology annotation, cellular component: axon terminus; dendrite membrane; postsynaptic membrane. Gene Ontology annotation, molecular function: delayed rectifier potassium channel activity; protein binding. Gene Ontology annotation, biological process: protein homooligomerization; potassium ion transmembrane transport. The coding region runs from base 617 to 2257 and encodes 546 amino acids. The transcript is spliced from 6 exons.
AGUGGCCGACAGUCGAAGCUAGGUUUUGCCGCGUAGGUACAUCACGCGCGCGCCUCGAACCCUGCCCCUUUUUUUUCUUCGGAAAAUACGUUCCGAAAGCGGAAAAAAGGGGGAGAAAUACCCGCAGGAAUUGAAGGGUACGCGAAACCUAAAAUUAAAGCAAAGUUAAAAAAAAAAAAAAAGAGCGGGGUCACCGGAGUUCUAGAGGCAUCCACGCGCGGAUGGGUUGCGUGUAAAGGGGCGACCUGUGACAUCUGGAGGGCGGGGGCAAGACCACGGCGACAAUCGUCCCGACGGGGUCACACCGCAGAAGGGGUGGAUAUUCUUCUCGGAUGUCGCCCCGAUGGUGAGAUGUGCGCCGCGCGGGGUUCGAACCCGGACGGAACGGCGUGAAUCCGACGUCGCGUCGGCCGGCGAGGUACUGCGCGAGCGGAGGAAAAAAAAAGAAGGGCGGAAACCGUCUGUCGCGACAUGAGGAAACGAAGGGAGGCGAUCCAGACGGGCCACCGCGCACAGGGCGGGAGACGGGACAGCCUGCGAGCGUCGAAGGGAGAGCCCUACCUGCCCGCCAUCUAGUGACGCCUCGCGCAGCCAGUAGACUAGGACGGGCCCGACCAUGAACCUCAUCAACAUGGACGCGGAGAACCGCGUGGUGCUGAACGUGGGCGGCAUCCGGCACGAGACGUACAAGGCGACGCUGAAGAAGAUCCCGGCGACGCGGCUGUCGCGGCUGACGGAGGCGCUCGCCAACUACGACCCGAUCCUCAACGAGUACUUCUUCGACCGCCACCCGGGCGUGUUCGCCCAGGUGCUCAACUACUACCGCACCGGCAAGCUGCACUACCCGACCGACGUGUGCGGGCCCCUGUUCGAGGAGGAGCUGGAGUUCUGGGGGCUGGACGCCAACCAGGUGGAGCCGUGCUGCUGGAUGACCUACACCCAGCACCGCGACACGCAGGAGACGCUCACCGUGCUGGACCGCCUGGACCUGGACACGGAGAAGCCCAGCGACGAGGAGCUGGCGCGCAAGUUCGGCUUCGAGGAGGACUACUUCUCCGGCACGCUGUCCUGGUGGCAGCACACCAAGCCGCGCAUGUGGUCGCUCUUCGACGAGCCCUACUCCUCCAACGCCGCCAAGAUCAUCGGCGUGAUCUCCGUGUUCUUCAUCUGCGUGUCCAUCCUGUCGUUCUGCCUGAAGACGCACCCGGACAUGCGCGUGCCCAUGAUCCGCAACGUGACGGUCGACACGCCGCGCGACUCGUCCGCGUGGACGCUCGACAAGACGCAGACUAACGCGCACGACGCCUUCUUCUACAUCGAGUGCGUGUGCAACGCGUGGUUCACGCUCGAGUUCUUCAUCCGGUUCGUGGCGUCGCCCAACAAGUGGGAGUUCGUGCGCGCCUCCGUCAACAUCAUCGACUACGUGGCCACGCUCAGCUUCUACAUCGACCUGGUGCUGCAGAAGUUCGCCUCGCACCUGGAGAACGCCGACAUCCUCGAGUUCUUCAGCAUCAUCCGCAUCAUGCGGCUGUUCAAGCUGACGCGACACUCGUCGGGGCUCAAGAUCCUCAUCCAGACGUUCCGCGCGUCAGCCAAGGAGCUCACCCUCCUGGUGUUCUUCCUCGUCCUGGGGAUCGUGAUCUUCGCGAGCCUCGUGUACUACGCGGAGCGCAUCCAGGCGAACCCGCACAACGACUUCAACAGCAUCCCGCUGGGGCUGUGGUGGGCGCUGGUCACCAUGACGACGGUCGGCUACGGCGACAUGGUGCCCAAGACGUACGUGGGCAUGUUCGUGGGGGCGCUGUGCGCGCUGGCGGGGGUGCUGACCAUCGCGCUGCCGGUGCCCGUCAUCGUGUCCAACUUCGCGAUGUACUACUCGCACACGCAGGCGCGCGCCAAGCUGCCGAAGAAGCGGCGGCGGGUGCUGCCCGUGGAGCAGCCCCGGGGGCCGCGACUGCCGGGGGCGCCGCCUCCGGGGGCCGGGGGGCAGCCGCCGCCGUGCGGGCCGGGCGCCGUGGUGCCGCAGAACCGCCGCAUGAACGCCAUCAAGACCAACCACCCCAAGGACGCGGUGGGCCCGAAAAUGGUUGGAAUGACGGUGGGCAUGACGAUGACCAUGAACAAGAACGGCGUGGGCUUCGACACGAACAGCACGCCGAGAGCGGUGAGACCGACCAAUCAGCAGGCGCCAUCCGGAGCGGACAGCGGGCCCGACGCGGGCGGCAGCAAGUCGGCCGGCAAGAUGGCGCCGCAGUGAAUCAUCAUCACCCCCCUCUCCUACUCCCGCGGGUGCGCGCGCCGCACGGGACACGCGCAUGCGCACUUCGCUCACCCGGCCCGCGGGCCACAGGUUCCCUCCCCUCUGGAGCGGUUCACGGACGCGGAUCCGUCACGGACGCGGAUCCGUCACGGACGCGCGGACUUCGUCCGGACAAAUUCCGCCACGCGUAAGGAUGCGUGCGUUCUGUUUCUCUUUCCCCUGUUGAAAACCGCUUGCCGAAUUCGUGUGUGCAAGAUUUUUUUUUUUUUUUUUUUUUUUUUUUCCAAAACGGCACGAACGUACUUUCAACAUGUGUACGGCUUUGUUUCCAGCAUGAUUUUUUAGCUGUGUGCGCAAAAAGUGAUUCGUUUAAAUUUUUUAUCAUAUAAAUUUUAAGAAAUGUUAUUAGAGUUGUAUAUAUAUAUUUAAGAAAAAAGACUACACUAUAUUAAUUACAGACUUUUUGAAGUGUACAUAGACUUUCUGCUAUAAAAUUGUCCAUGGCAAAAUAAUUUUUAAUUCGAUGUGGGGAAAACAAUACUUCUGAGAAUGGACGCUAUUCUGUGUAUUACCUAUGUUCUAAAAGUAUCGUUAAGUAUUACUCGCACGUUUAAAUAUACUCAGUCUCAAGUGGUAUGUACGAUACGACGUUUAACGGAUCAAAGCAGCACCCGACCACUUACACGCAUAACAUCACUUUGCACUCUUGUAAUAUUGCCACAGCGUCCCACAGUGCAAACUAACAACCUAUAAUGAUUGUCGUAGGAAAUCUAUUAUUCAUCAAAUAUACCUAAGCCUUAUUUUUAUUGAUGGGUUAAAACUAUCAGAGACUUUAAUAAAAUUUGCAACAUUUUCUCAGUUUGUUGGCUAGAGAAACCUAUAUGGAAGAAAUAAACAAUUUAUUUUUGUAGACAGCCCAGAAUUGAUAAGUUCACUUCUUGAUAAGAUACCUAAUAAACCGUUUAUUAAACGGCAUCGAGGAUUAAUUACUAAUGAAUAGAGACUUGAAAUAUUCGCGGAUUCAUUUCGCGACAAUCUAGAACCAAAACUUCACGGUGGAAAUUUUGAAUGAAGAUACCAUUAUCCAACCUACAACAAUGCAUCUGUGACCUCCAAAAGCCGUAGGCGUUUUGCAAGAUUAAUAAAAGUAUUUCUGAGUUCUAAAGCCGAUUUAUAUUUGUUUCGAUACGUAAUACAAUGUGUUUGUGAACUCUCGGGGCAUAUUUUACAAACCGAUUCGACUCAUUUUCCUUUAAAUCUCUGAUUUUUACUAAAACAGCGUGGAAAAAAAUAUGACAGAUGGUUGAAAUUGUUCCAGUUCUUUUUUUUUUUUUUUGCAAAUAGCAAUAUAUCAGCAUUAUUUUUUUUCUUUAAUGCAUUUUAUGUGUCAAACAACCAGGCUCUUUUUUUUCCUUCAGAAUUUUUUUUGCAUGAUAUAAGCAUCUGUUGAUACCUUCAAGCACACUGAAAUAUUGCCACGUAAGGAGACAUACACUGAUGCAGUUGAAACUGAAUCUGGCCCACAAACUAAUAAAAAGUAGCUUUAAUCAUAGUAAAACUAGUAAUCUGGAUAAAGCAAGCCUAGCAUAUUACAUAUACAAGAGGGAAUUAUUUCAUAAAGAAAAAUAAACAAUUGCGGGUAGUAAGUUAGCAAGACAAUAAAGAUAGUUCUUUCGUUCCUGAAAUUACUCUUGCAAAUGGGUAAAAUUUAUUUAAAACAAUUUCAUGGACAUUUGCCAUUGCUGUAUACCUCUGUAUGUCGAAGGAAAACCUCAAGAAUGGACAACAGAGACGAAUGCAUAAAUAAACACAAGGAGAACAAGUCAAAAUCAUAUGAUGUCAAAUACCUAGUCAGCACAAAGAAUUCCACGUGUAAGGUAAUUAGUCGUAAUUCUUUUUUCCCUAAAUUCUUUCCACGAAAUUUUCUGUGCUGUCUAACAUCUAACAUAUGACGUCGGCUGAUUUUUGAAUUUUUCUCCAUGUGUUUGUGUAUUCGUCUCUGUUGUCCAUUCUUGAGGUUUUCCGAUGACAUCCAGUGUAAUACUGCAAUGGCUUAUCUUCAUGUAUUUGUUUAAAUUCAAAGAAUUUUUUCCAGCUUUUGAUUUGUUAAAGUCUUAGAAUUGUUCCUCGUUCUCUUAAAAAUAUUUUAAUAUUUUAAUUUUUAAAUAUAUAAACUUUUAGAUUUGUGAUUUGUAUUUUGAUUUGUACCACUUGCUUAACAUAAGAAAUGGCCUACACAUUGUUGGAACAACAAUAACCAGGGUUUUACAAUAUGUAUCUAUUAAAUUCGCAAGAAUUUAUCAUUGUCAGAAAUUAUACUUUUUCGUUUUUAAAAACAAUUUCAAUCUUACCUAUGCCGGUGUAUGUUUUGAUAUCGAAUGUAUAUUUACGCUACUCAUUAAAAUUGAGUGUUGAACUUAGUAUAAUGAAAUUACGUUAAAAGAUCAAAGAAAAUCUAAAUAAUAUAUGAAUGUAAAACGAUGUAUUAAAAUUAAAUGUAACAAAUUCACGUUCAUGUGCAAGACGUUCUUAGGGUUAAGAUUAAAUUUAUCAAAUAUUUACAUAACUUGCACGCAUUGCAACAAAGUAAAGGACUAACGACGAAUUUUAUUAAAGUCUUUGGUAAUAUUAAACUUAUUCUGAAAAUACUUGCCUUGUCUACUUUGAAAGUUUUUGGCGUAUUGAGUGUAUUUCUCAAGUGAAUUGUUAACACCAUUAAACCACACACUAUACAAAACAGGACUGUAUUUGUAACGGGUAGAGAUGCAGUUUUUCCAUAUAUUAGAUAGGAACACUUGCAUUUAAAAUGUAUUGGACGGAAUACUUAUAAGACCCUUAAUUUAUUGUACUAUUAACUAAAUACGUUUGAAUAUGCCAACACUGCUUGUACAGAUAUAACUUAAAUUUUACUCUCGAUCUAAUUGGAGUGUAGUUAUUGUGGAACAUCCACACAAUACUAUUUUUGCGAUGAACAUUCUGGAGAAGUACUGUGCUUGAGGUGUGAGUGUAAACUGUUAUUUAAAAUAAUAUAAAAAUAAAUAUAAGGCGGCCUUGUAUUUAUCCGGAAAUUUACUUUAAAGAAGUGUUGUUAACCAAAAAUGGUACGGGACCAAAAGUUACAUUUAUCAGAAAUCUUAAAAAUAAAAAUAAAAGAUCUUACUAAACAUGUUUCAGUAUUUUAUAUUUUAGUUUGCAUUAAGUUUAUUGAAAAUGUAUACUGCAUUUUAAAAAAUGUAACUACAAAACCAUUAUAUGCAUAUUUAAUAUUGUAUGCUAAGUGAGUUUAUAGAAAAAAAACAAUUGAAUUGUAAUGUACCGUCGAAAAUGUUUAAGUACUCCAUACAAUCAGAAAGGAAAAAAAAAGUAAAGGCGUCCAUUCACUAAGAAACUUUCUGCGCACCUGGUAGCAGAAAUGUUUGCAAACAUUUUACAUACUCGUAAAUUUAUUUAAAAAAUGAAUUUCUGUUCAAUGUAUUUUAUCGUACUGAAAAAUGGUAUACUUUUGAGGUCACAGUCAAAUUGACAAUUUUUAUACUCAUGUUAUUUUUUUACUUUUAAAGUUACGAGUGACUUUCGUUAAUUUUUGUUAAUUUAACGCUUUAUACAGCAGAUGUGUACAUGAAAACACAAGCCAAAUAUAUAUAUAUAUAUACAUGUAUCAAUACUUCAUAAAAAUAUUUUCUAUUGUAUUGCUACGCAAUACAAAAACAAACAAAAGUGAUUUAAUUCUAAAAAUUACUUUUAACCAUUGAAAUUCCUAGCUUCCAGUUAACAUCGAUGCGAGGCACAAAGUUACUCUUGUACCAUUCCUACAUUUAACCGUUUUAAUUUUUAGUUAGUUUACACUCUAAAAUUGACCCACUAAUUUAAAUGGAUUGAGUUGUAAUCACUGUAAUGAUGCUUUUUUAAGAUGUUUUUGACUAGCGAAUAAUUGGGAUGCUCUUGAAACAGCCCUUCAAAGCAGAAGAAUAAUACGGUGAUAACCAGUUCAAAUAAUGUUAAGUCAGUGUAAUUGAUUCACUUCAGCAAUGAGUAACAUUUAAAAUAUCGCUUUAAGAGUUUUUUUCUUCAUAUUUUUUCACUGUCAAAUUUCACUAAGUUGGUGAUUUAUUAUUAUUAUUAUUUCAAUCUUAAAUUGGUAAUUAACAAUGGUUGAAAAUUCAAUUUCCUUUUUUUCCCCUAGGUAAUGUGGUCUUAGCUUUGUUUACUGCAUUUUACAAGUCAGGUCUUAAUAUGUUUCAUACCAAAGGCAACAUAAAUAUGAAAUUGUUAUUUUCAAAAGACUUAAUUUUGAAAAAUUAAACUUUUGCUAUAGGUAACUCGUAACAAGCUGAAACAAUUAAUGGGGAACGAUUAGAAUUUUAGCGUUUGGACAAUCACCUACAUUUAUCACUCCCUGUGUUUCAAUAACACAUUUUAUCACAGAUUUCACUGACCACAAAUACUCAAAUCUACUAAACAGCCAGUCAUCAAAUAUGCUAAAGGAAUAUCUUGAAAUCCUUUUUUCCUAAUUAGAUGACUCUAAAUAUUAUUUUCUUUAGGGCCCAGUACCUGAAUAGUUAUCACGAAUAAAUAGUAUUCGCGGAGCUUUUUUUUAAUUUGUAGUAAAUAAAUCACGUACUUUUAUGAAAUAAGAAGAAUCAUAUAUGAAUUAAGAAGGUCAAAUAUGGUUUAGAAAUCUGCCAAACUUAGGAUAAAAUAAGACAGAUACUUAAUUCCAUUGAAAUAACGCAACAAUUUUGCAGUUUCCUUAAUUUCGCACCUUCUUUGUUCUGGUUUGUUAACUGUUUACUUCACUUUGUUGUUAAAUAUGAUCAUCCAUUACAAAGAUUAACAUGGACGUUUCGCUGCAAUUAUAAGUAGAGUGAAUAUAAGUAUAUACUGAGUUAGUUUAGAGUCUAGAGCUUCGUGUCACCAAUAGGUACCCCUUUGUGUAGGGAAAACAUUUUUUUUUCCUUCCUAAACGAACAAUGGUGAAAUCCGAGCCUAAAUAUCAGCAGUUUAAGUGUUUUCCAGGUUUGCGAAACUUUUUUUUUUUUUUUCGAUUUUCUUGGCGUGAAAUUGAAAUAAUGGGUUCGAAAGCAUUUUAACACACAGGUUCGAGUGUGUUGCUAAUAUGGUUAGGAAUUUCGUGGAGAAAAGAGUCUGUUUCUUCCCGAUUUCUUGCUCGGUGCAUAUCCUUGAUUCCAGUUGGUCGAGCGAACGUGACUCGUGUUUUGCAGGCACCGGGAGAUGCUGGCCACAAAGUAUUCGCUGCCUGCCCGCGCUUUGUCUCAUGUGUACAUCCACUCCGUGGUGUCUGCCUCGGCCUCUGGAGUCGACGCGACUGCUACAGCAGGGGGCCCAACUGAACAGGCGGAAUAUACGGCCCUCUAAAAAAAUCUGUGGUUUAAGCAAUGCCAACAUCAAAUAUUUAAUUUUUCAAUACCGAGGAAAACAUAGAUUUUCUUGAACAUAUUAGCAUCAUUCAAAAAGUAUAUUUAAAAAUUCUUAGUCCAGAAUUUACGGAAUGGUGUAUAAAUGGAGUGGCGUAUUGAUUAUAAUGGAAAAAAUAUUAUACCUACUAUGGAAUAAUUUUUGCCAAAGGUAAAUUGUUUUGGUAGCAGUGAAAUAGGCAUGGCCGCAAAACAAAAUCUUGUGUGUGCUUUCAUUUGCUUGUGCUCGUGUAAAUUUUUGCAAUAGAAUCUGCGGCUAUGCAGUUUCUUAUAUUUGAAACAAAAGAUAAAGCAUUUUAACAGACUGUUUCGGUAGUUCGGUAUUGAAAAAUAAAACAAUAUUAAACCCGAUACGGUUACUAUUCCCAUCAACGAAUGGCAAAAAAAAAAUCAAGGUUGCCAACAUUUACUUUUGAAAAGUUAACGACUUUCAGGUUGUUAGGUUACCUCUAAAUCCUCUAAGUCCUCGCAUUUCCAAAAAAAAAUAACAGCUUUAGUUACAGAAUUGAUUUGCCCCUCUUUAUCUUCUUUUGCUUUAUGUGCUGCAGUUUCGCCCACGAUCAGAGGCAGCCUGGGGGGGGGGGGAGGGGGAAAGCCUUCCCUGUGAGGUUGACAGACAACAGAUCGAACCUAAAGACCAGACAGGCGGGCCAAGCUAUUGUAGUCUCGGCGAUGUUCAACAAUCCAGAUAACUGGCCGUAGUGGACCAGCAAUGACGUACACGCGAAGAGGGGAUUUAAAAAAAUAUAUAUAUAAGAAAUGAAAUUAAGAGUGGGUCUAUUAAAAUAACUGACAUCAACAAUGGGGUUUUUAUUGAUACAUUAUCAUUAUUAUCAUGCGUCACUUCGUGUGUAGUUUUGUAGUUGCAGUUUGUUGUAGCAGCCCGCUUUGCAACGCCCGAAAUAACAUAUCGCCUUCAAUAAAUACUCGUAAAUUUUUUUUUAUUAAUUUGUUGGGGUGAAGGGGAAAGAUAUUAAGUCUCCUUAACGUAUCCCCUUCCCCUAAAACUCCUUCUUAUGGCUGUCGCUGGGACCAACUUUGCAUUCCGAUGAAGUUCGUGACCUUUCUUGUUUCAGCUUGUUUUUUUCUUCAAAUAAACCGCAUAAUUAUCGUGUAACAGAUUUUGAAAAUAUAACCAAAAUAAUAGUCACCAAAACUACAUACAGUUGCUAACAGUUGUUACAAAAGUACUCACUUUAUUUUUAAAAAAAUAUAGACUGGUACUGUUCACAACACUUUCAAGUUAAUCAUCUACCAAACCUCUUAUAAAAAACUCAGUGUUCUUUUUCUCCUUUAAUUGUUGCUACAGCUCUUAUGAAAGAAGCUGAGGUGUUGAAUGUACUUACUCAUUUCAAUCUAUUUCUCUAUUUUUGUGUCCGGCCUUCUACAAAAUGUUUCAUAAGUUGUUUUACAAAUUAAUCUAUCUAAUCUAAUGCCAUGCACGUACAAAGUGUAUUAUUUAUUUUGGACUGCCAGUAUUUUAAGAUACUAUUCUCAUACGAUGUGUAGGCCUGCUGUGCCAUUCAUUAUAAGUGACGUUGUAGAAGUAAGCUAUGUAAACCACACAUAUUCCUCAGUACAAUGUUUAAAAAAAACGAAAAGAUGUAACAGUUUCGAAAAUACCAUAUCAAAUGUAACUGUCAUUCACAGCUGUAAACAACCGUGGCAGAAUGAGAAAUGUGACAUCGCAUCCAGCCGCAAAAGUAAAUAAAUAAAUAAUAAAUAUCAUGAUGUGACCACAUGAUGUGUACUCGACUAAAAUUCUUGUACUGUGCAAUUAUUUUUAACAGUUUAUUUGUGAGGCAUGUUGUCACGUGGAAUGAAUGAUUGUAACUAAUGAGUAGUCUCCUGAUUGUUAAUGAACGGGGCUUCCUUGCAGAUCUACUAUGUCGUCCUCCCCCCCCCCCCCCCCAACAUCAAGCAGAGCACAAGAUUCAAAGAAGUUGCGACUCACUCUUUUUCCACCCUCCUCCCUCGUCGUAUUGCAGUCAGGAGCUCAGCAUUCACAAACCAUACAUCAACAUUUGCUGUCGGUUGGCGAGGUACACGUAGAUACCGGGAAAAUUCGCGGAUUCGUUUCGCGCUAUGCUACAAUUCAAACACGCGUGCUUUCAUAUCGCUCCUGUCAUUGGCUCACAGUUUAUCUGAAGGACUUCGCGCCAGUAAAAAAAAAUACCUUCAAAGAAGAAUCGAAUCGGAAGCAUCCCAGCUGACAGGUUUCACAAGUCCCCAGCAGCCAAUGAGCAUUUGGCAUUCGUCCCGAGUAUGUUGGGAAUCUUGGGAGUCUUGUCUUAGCGGUCAUUGAACCCGCGAAUUUUUUUCCCGGUCCCUAGGUAGAGGACUUUUAAGAUCGCGGCAGCCUGGUUCCAAUGCUCACGAGCCGAUCCAUUUAUCAGCAAUCAGGAUGUUGCAUAAAAAUUCUACGUUUUUUAAACUUGUUGCAUUUUUUAAACAAAAUAAAUUAGUAGACAUUUGUAUGAUGUAAUGUGGCAGGCGCCAAAAAGAGAUGACUACUUACUUUGUUAAAUGUGGUGUGUAAACACAUCGCAGAAUACAUUUCAAUGUUCUAAAAAAUUUCAUAGUGAAGUAAAUAUACUUCAACGCAUAUCUAAGUAAACGCAAAGAUUUCCUUUGAUAUACUGAAAUUUUUUUAGAAAAAAAAAUGCUGUCAAACAUAUGGCCGAUCAGGAAGUAUUUAGUUUUUCCUUAUAUAUUCCGUAAAAAUCUUUUAAAAUUAAAUACUUUUAUGUAUCUCUAUUUGGCGACUGUAUAUUUAAAUUGCUAAAAGUGUCGAUUUUCCAUAUGAUCUCCAAUAUUCUGCAUUAAUUAUUUCCCUAUCAUAAUCAGUUAAAAAAAAUUAUGUUCAUCGUGAUCAACUGUAGUUUCUCAGACCGACGAUAAUACUCUCAUGUUUCAUUUUUUCAUUCAUUUGAAAAAUAAUUCUGUAUUUUGUGAAAGAAACUGUUAUAAAAUUAAGAUAUGGGAAACAACAUUUGAUUUUCUAAUUGCCUGAGAUGGUUACUGUUAACAGGCACUAUACUUUGAUAUGAUACAUUGUGAUGUGGACACAAGCCACGCAUUACAAAAAAUAAAUAAAUACAUAAAUACAGAACUAUACCUUUGUAAUUAAAUCCAUCUUUGAUGCAAAAGUAUUU